AUGGCUGAUAAAUAUUUGAAAUAUCUUUCGAUUAAAUCAAUUAUUAUUAUUAUUAUUGCAUGUUUAAUUGAUAAAAUGUCGACUCUCUCUAUUUGUCCAACGGCUGUUUGGGCAUUGAAUGCAACAACAGUAGUUGAUUCCACACAGAUACGAGUUAAAACCCCAGUUACCAUUAUUGUCGACAAUAACAGUAAUAUUUAUGUGGCUGAUACUGGAAAUUAUCGUGUGCUACAAUUCCCAGCAAAUUCCACUACAGGUAUAUUAAGAAUCAACGGUAGCUCUGGUACUGGAUUGAAUCAAUUCUCGGCGAUGAUUGAUAUGGGUAUGGAUGCUAAUGGUAACAUCUAUAUACUAGAUCAGACUUUAUCACGUGUAACAAAAUGGACACCAGGAUCUGCGAGCGGAAUUCUUGUAGCUGGUGGUGGUCCUUUUAAUGAUUAUUUUGAUGGACACGUGGACAUUAUGGGUCAACCUGGUGGAAUGUUUAUUGAACCUCAAUCAUUAUUUAUUUGGAUUACUGAUACAAACAAUAGCAGAAUUGUAAAAUGGGUAAAUUCAUCAACAGCAUUAACAGUCUGCGGUAGUUAUGGUUCGAACUCCAACCAAUUUAUUAAUCCAAAAGGAUUAUUCGUUGAUACAGCUGCUGGAAAUACACUUUAUGUGGUAGAUAGUGGAAACCAUAGGGUACAAAUGUGGCUUCCAGGUGCAACUAGUGGAGAAACUGUUGCUGGAAUAACAGGUUACCGUGGUGCUGGACUCAAUCAGUUGUGGAAUCCAUUAGCAAUAGUUGUCGAUAGUUACCAGAAUAUGUAUAUUACAGACGUGAGCAACAGCCGAAUUCUCCAAUGGAAAGUAGGUGCAAGUUUUGGAAUGGACAUUGCAGGAACGACACAAACCACAGGAUCAUCGUCAAGUUUACUUAAUUACCCAUCUAGAGUUAGCUUCGAUUCGAAUGGAUCGCUUUUUGUUGCUGAUUCUAGUAAUCAUCGGGUACAAAAAUUUGCUGUUUCUUGUCCGAUAAAUAUAUCAACUACAACUGUUUCAUCAGUAGUAACUACGACAAUGCCUAUUUCGACUUCAAAUUGUGCAACGACUGUUUGGGCAUUGAAUGCAACAACAAUUGCUGGUUCACCUAUAGGUGUUGCAGGUUAUACUUCAACAUUGUUAUAUUAUCCAUCAGUAAUCGCGGUUGAUACAAAUGAUUCGAUUUAUGUCAUGGAUUAUAAAAAGCCAUACUUUCGUAUGCAAAUUUUUUAUCCAGGUAGUCAAUUAGGAACAACAAUCAUUAACACCACCAGUGGCGCAGGUCUCAAUCAGUUCUCCGACGUCACCGCUGUUAACAUAGAUGUGAGUGGUAAUAUCUAUAUACUUGACGCGGGAAACACUCGUGUUACAAAAUGGGCUCCAGGAGCAUCAACGGGCAUACUUGUAAUCAGUAAUAACGGAUAUGGCAAUUCUCACAACCUACUAAGUACUGCUUGGGACUUAUUCGUUGAACCAAAUACAUCCUAUAUUUGGAUACUUGAUCCUUACAAUUGUUGGGUUGUGAAAUGGAUCAGUCCAUUGAGUGCUAUACUGGUUGCCGGAGGAAAUGGUUGUGGUAUACAAGCUAAUCAAUUUAAUAAUCCAAUCGGAUUAUUCGUUGACACAUCUGAUUCGAAUACAUUUUAUGUUGCAGACAAAAAUAAUCAUAGAAUCCAAAAAUGGCUUUAUGGAGCAAGCAAUGGAACAACAAUAGCCGGACAAUCAGGUGUAUCUGGUAGUGCACUUAAUCAACUUAGUUACCCAUAUACUUUGACUAUGGACACGAACAAAUCAUUGUACAUUGUGGACUCUGGAAAUAAUCGAAUCGUUUUAUGGUUAUUAGGAUCUACAUCGGGUAUCGUCAUUGCUGGUUUAGGUAUUCCUGGAGUAUUACCAUCUCAACUAUAUAAUCCUUACAGUGUCAGACUUGAUUCAACUGGAGCACUUAUUGUCAAUGAUCACUUUAACAAUCGGAUUCAAAGAUUUUCUGUUCUUUGCUCACCAAAUAUGACGUCAUCAUCAUCAACAGCAUCAGUAUUAACCAACUCAACAUCAGUUGCUGCUACAUUACAAAACACAACAAUUACUGUUCCACUUACUACCAAUAGUCUUAUAACAUCAGCAAAUAACCCAACAACUAUACUAUCAGCUUCGACAUCAAUCGCAAAUUCAGUUACAGUAUCAGCCACAGUUUCAAAGUCACCAAUAAUAACACCAUCAAUAACCGUUUCAACGUCACCAAUAAUCAUACCAUCAACAACAGUUUCAACAUCACCAAUAGCCACACCAUCAACAACAGUUUCAGCGUCAGCAAUAGGUACAUCAUCAGCAACAGUUUCAACAUCACCAAUAGUUACACCAUCAACAACAGUUUCAACGUCAACAGUUGUCACAACAUCACAAAAGAAUAGUUCAACUAAUACAAUAACAAAAUUAUCAUCAACAAGCGCUACAAGCUCUCUAUCAACAACUUAUUCAUUUGCAACCCGUAAUUUAAAUUCAAAUUUAUUAGUAUUAUUAUUUUGUUUCAUUAUGAUUUUUAUAAACAAUUAA
Adineta steineri is the source of this 2577-nucleotide messenger RNA. The record is from the annotation of a GenBank genome assembly. Lineage: Eukaryota; Metazoa; Rotifera; Eurotatoria; Adinetida; Adinetidae.